This is a messenger RNA of Linderina pennispora, 1232 nucleotides long. Its product is annotated as mRNA capping enzyme alpha subunit. The coding region runs from base 52 to 1158 and encodes 368 amino acids. The record is from RefSeq and is a predicted model, not a curated record. Gene Ontology annotation, biological process: 7-methylguanosine mRNA capping. Gene Ontology annotation, molecular function: mRNA guanylyltransferase activity; ATP binding. The transcript has a single exon. Lineage: Eukaryota; Fungi; Kickxellomycota; Kickxellomycetes; Kickxellales; Kickxellaceae.
CUCUUUCCUGCUUUCCUUUUCACCUCGGAACCUUCGUCCUCCAAAUUUUAAAUGAGUGCCCAUGUCCCUAUUCCUGACAUUCCCGGCGUCCGCGUCCCAUUUGAGGAAACAAAGUCAUUGCGGAGACGCGUUGGCGACAUCACGAACACAGGCAAAUUCACGUUCCCGGGGUCACAGCCGGUGAGCUUCACAAAGACACAGGCCAUGGCAGAGCUCAUGACAUCGGACUACCUAGUAUGCGAAAAGUCGGACGGCGUGCGGGUCUUGGUGCUGAUGCUGUUUGACAAAGACAUGCCACAGACGUUCUUUGCGACACGCAAGAACGAGUACUUUUAUGUUCGCAAUGUGGCCUUCCCAGCGCCAUACCAGAAGGCCCCAUAUGAGAAAUACCAUCAUAACACACUUAUUGACGCGGAGCUGGUGGUUGAUGUUGAGGCAGAUGGGCGGCGGGUCAUGAAGCUGCUCGGGUUUGACGCGCUGGUGAUCAACGGAAAGAAUAUCAUGAACCACCCGCUUGACAGACGCCUUGACUACCUAAACAGACAUGUUAUAGCCCCGUACCAGGAAAUGUGCCGUACCUGCCCGGCAUACUGCAGAGGGCAGCCGUUCAUGGCCGAGUUCAAACGAUUCGAAAACAGCUUUGCGGUGCAAACGAUACAGAGGGAGGUCAUACCAAAACUCAAGCACGAGUCGGAUGGAUUGGUAUUCACAUCGCGCGUAGCGCCAUACACGCCCGGGACGUGCGACAAAAUCAUGAAGUGGAAGCCGGCGGGCGAAAACUCGAUAGACUUCAGGGUGCGGGUAAUUGCGUCGUCAACGACAAGUCCGCCAGAGAUUGAGCUGCUCGCGUGGCAUGGGGGCAACGACUACCGUCCAUUCGCAAAGAUGGCGAUGCGGCCAGAAGAUUGGGAUCGGACAUUCAGCCGCAUCUCCUCUUUCAGUGGAUCGAUCGUUGAAGUCAGCUACACGCCCGACUACUGCCCGCCUCACGUGUGGAAGUUUAUGCGGUUCCGCAACGACAAGCCACACGGCAACCAUAUAUCUGUAGUCGACAAGAUCAUCGCCAGUAUCAACGACAGUAUGGAGCUCGAUGAGCUGCUGGCAGAAAUGCCGCGCAUUCGCACAGAAUGGAUGAAGCGAAACAACGCUCCACUGUAAAGCAACUUGGCAUAACCCAAUCCAAUUUUUAUCGGCGAUGUGUGGAUUAUGAGCAAUGAAGAGUGUCUAAUGUA